Parasteatoda tepidariorum (common house spider) is the source of this 499-nucleotide messenger RNA. The record is from RefSeq and is a predicted model, not a curated record. NCBI's taxonomy places the organism in Eukaryota, Metazoa, Arthropoda, Arachnida, Araneae, Theridiidae.
UUCUUGUAGGCGAGAAAUGGAAGAACUGAAAUCUCAAAAAUGCAGACUCACUGAAGAGCUACAACGUAAACAAGCUGAGGUAUCUCAACUGACUGCACAAGUGAAUUCUCAUGCAAUGCAUAUAAACUCUUUGAAGAAGGAUGCUGAAUUUUUGAAUUCCCUGAGGAAUGAGGUGAUGACUCUGAGGCAAGAUGUGGAUGUUUUUAAGAAAGAUGUAGAAAAUAAAGAUGCAGAAAUCCAUAAGUUGAAUGAUGCACAAUCUGAACACCAAAAAAAUAGUUUACAGUUGAAAAAAAUAGCAAGAAAAUACAAGCAGCUCUCUGAUGAAUUAAAAGCUUCCAAUGAUGCUUUAGAAGAAAAAUGUAAAGCUCUAGAAGAAAAAUGUAAGGCAUUAGAAGCAUCUAAGCAAGAAGAGUCAACACAAGAAAUGCAGAAAAAGGUUACUGAUAGUGAAAAAGAAGUAGUGGAGCUCAAAGAGGAAAUAAACAAACAAAAACAA